AGGGGUGGACUGUGCGCAUGCGCAACAGUUGCCAUGGCGCAGCCGGGUCCUGCGGAGCGUUUUUCAACUUAAAAGUCGACGUCUUUUCUCCUACCGCUGUCCAAGGACGUCACAAGUAAAGUACCUUUGUUCUCAUCUUCUUUCCAAGCAGAUUUAAGUGAGCAGCAUGUAGCUUGACGUCACGUUGGCUCCGAAAAUUAAAACAUCGCUGGAACUCGGCGUCUGUGUUGUUUUGACCGAUGUUCGGAGGCAAGAGUUGUGCAGCUAAAGGUUUCUAGAUGAACUGCAUCAGUGGGCAGAUAAGGCGCACAGCCCCAAUGCGUGCAGGUGGCAGCCGAAACGAGCUAGUUCCCACCAAGACCCCACGAGUGAACGGCUGGACACAGCCCCCUCAAUUCUUCCAAAUAACGGCCUGGCUGGUGUAUAACUAUCUAGUGAUCGUCAGCUUCGGCAUCUUCAUCCCUCUCCUUCCUCCGCCUUGGAACUAUGUGUUGUAUGCUCUGUCGGGUUUGGCCUUCGUGGUGCACUUGGUCAGCCAUGUUGCCGCAGUGACCAUAGAUCCAGCUGAUGUUAGCGUCAGGGAAAAAAAGUGUUAUGCUGGUCCCAUGCCACUUUUUGACCGCACAGUGCAGCGUCACGUAAUCCAGGACCUACACUGCUACCUCUGUGAUGUCAGGGUUGGCCCCAAAGUCAAACACUGCAGCGUUUGCAACAAAUGUGUGUCGGAUUUUGAUCACCAUUGCAAAUGGCUGAAUAACUGUGUGGGAGGCAGAAACUACAGGUGCUUCUUCAUAGCCGUGUCCUCGGCAACAGUCGGCGCAGCUUUGCUCCUGGUUGUCAUCUUGUUUAUAUUCAUCCAACACUACAUAGAUCCAAACAUCCUACGGACUGCGCCACAAUUCCACGGUGUGCUGGCAAAUGAGACCUGGCUGGUGUUUUUACCGUCAGCCCCCGUAAAGACAAGUUCAGCCGGUCUUCUUAUAGUGGCCUUCAUAACGGCCAUGCUAAACCUAACGUGCCUACUAUUACUUGGUCAUCUUCUCUGUUUUCAUUUCUACCUCUUUUUUAAAGGCCUAAGCACAUAUGAAUACAUAAAGCUGCAGCGCCAAAAAGAAGCCAGAAGCCGGGAAGUCGUAGAGGGAACUGCACAUAAUGCACACGUAAACCACAAUGUCCCACAGAAUCUACGGAGCUCCAUGGACUGUGAGCCAGCCUUAACUCAUGGUGCAAGUACCUGCAGGUCUGGUGAUGAUAAAGGACCACUUAGCGGCCGACUGUCUGAGCCCAUCUGCAAAGAGGUGGAUAACUUUAAGAAAACACCAGAAAAGGAAACUAGUUUUCAUUGUGAAACAAAGAAUUCUGCAUCGAAAGCAAGAGAUCGAGCGCUGAGCACAAUCAGAAGCUGGAAGCCCGACGCCGGAAAAGACGUUCAGAGUGACAGCGUGAAGUCUGUGGACAGCAUUCCGCAGGUGCAAGACCCUCUCGGAAGCUCAGUGAUGGCUCGAGAUAAUACGUAGCAGUCAGCGGCCGCAGCACCGGGAUUGGGUCUUGUUCUCAGAGACUAUAGUGAUUUACUUUGCUCAGUAACAGAAGUGAAGCCAUUUUUUCCCACAUUCUUAUCAACUUUUUAUGCUGAAUGACUUCAACCAUUCAGUCGUUUGAAUGUCAUCUUCUGUCCCACUAAUCUUAGCCAAAUUCUGUAGAUGCUUUUUGGCAUCGCUUUUAUCUAUUUUCCAAACAAAAAUGUGUUCCAAGUAGUAAGUACAGACUAGUAACACUUAAAUCAUGUAAUUGUAUCUGUGCAACAACAAGUUUGUACGGUAAAAUAGAUUCAUCCUCUUGAGCAAAUUCCACUGUCAGUUAUCUUUGCUGAUGAAUUGUAAGACGGUCCUUUCAUUUCAGAGUAAAUAAUAACACUUGUUUUCUCUGCAUGACUUUUUCUGCUUGAACCUACGUGACCUAACUUUAAAAGGACGUAUAGAUGGAAGAAUGUAUUUUGUGGACCAAACACAAGCGUGCACUUUUUUUAUGCACCAUUGCAAACUAAUUUCAGUAGCAAUGCACCCUUGCAGGAAAAAAAGGUUUGAUAUCUUUCUGCCUGCUUUGAUGGGGGAAGAAAAGCGCCAUCUAGUGGGCAAAUAUACCAUUUAUACAAUGACAUCCAAUAGCCCAAAACGACAAGCUUGACCCACAACUUUUUUGUCCUUUCAGAAUUAUUUUGCUGUAUUUUGGACAUAAUUGGUGUUGCGUUACUCCAUUAUGCAAGAUUUUUCCCAAAACUUUUUUUUAAUAUUAUAUUUAUUACAUUGCAUUGUCCAUUUUUUUUUACAGGUGUACAAUACAGUGGCAGUUCAACAUUAUUACAGGGCCAAACUGGACUAAAGUAAUAAAAUAUGGUUUUAAGUUUUUACUUUGCUCAGAAUUCUUCAGUCAACUUCAGCCUUAAAGGGGGUCCUAUUAUGAUUUGUUUUGUCUACAUUUCAAACACUUCCUUGUAGUCUACAUAACAAGCAAUGGUGGUUCUUUGGUCACUAUUUUGCAUAGAUUUUGCUUUACAGACCAAACUCAAACUGCUUUCUGACUGUCUUUUCAGGAUGGGUGGAUUUAUUUAUGUGCCUCCACUUCCCAGAGACAUGCACCUGGUAAUAGGUUGAUUGGCAACACUAAAUUGGCUCUAGUGUGUGAAUGCUAGUGUGAAUGUUGUCUGUUUAUCUGUGUUGGCCCUGCGAUGAGGUGGCGACUUGUCCGGGGUGUACGCCGCCUUCUGCCCGAUUGUAGCUGAGAUAGGCGCCAGCGCCCCUCGCAACCGCAAAAGGGAAUAAGCGGUAGAAAAUGGAUGGAUGGCACCCGCUCGACAUCCAUUGCUUUCGGUCCCCUAGAGGGGGGGGUUGCCCACAUCUUAGGUCCUCUCCAAGGUUUCUCAUAGUCAGCAUUGUCACUGGCGUCCCACUGGAUGUGAAUUCUCCCUGCCCACUCGGUGUGAGUUUUCUUUGCCCUUUUGUGGGUUCUUCCGAGGAUGUUGUAGUCGUAAUGAUUUGUGCAGUCCUUUGAGACAUUUGUGAUUUGGGGCUAUAUAAAUAAACAUUGAUUGAUUGAUUGACUUCGACUGUCUUAUCCCCGUCAGCCAUGAUGUACAAACUUCUUUUCCUUUGAGUUGGGAAAUUGUGUUGGAUGUAAAUAUAAACAAAAUACAAUGAUUUGCAAAUCCUUUUCAACCCAUAUUCAAUUGAAUGCUCUACAAAGAGAAGAUAUUUGAUGUUCAAACUCAUAAACUUUUAUUUUUUUUGCAAAUAAUAAUCAACUUAAAAUUUCAUGGCUGCAACACGUGCCAAAGUAGUUGGGAAAGGGCAUGUUCACCACUGUGUUACAUCACCUUUUCUUUUGACAACACUCAAUAAACGUUUGUGAACUAAAGAAACUAAUUGUUGAAGCUUUGAAAGAGGAAUUCUUUCCCAUUCUUGUUUUAUGUAGAGCUUCAGUCGUUCAACAGUUCGGGGUCUCCGCUGUUGUAUUUUACGCUUGAUAAUGUGCCACACAUUUUCGAUGGGAGACAGAUCUGGACUGCAGGCGGGCCAGGAAAGUACCCACACUCUUUUAACGAAGCCACGCUGUUGUAACACUUGUCUUGCUGAAAUAAGCAGGAGCGUCUAUGAUAAUGUUGCUUGGAUGACAACAUAUGUUGCUCCAAAACCUGUAUGGACCUCUCAGCAUUAUUGGUGCCUUCACAGAUGUCUAAGUUACCAAUGCCUUGGGCACUAAUACACCCCCAUACCAUCACAGAUGCUGGCUUUUGAACUUUGCGCCUAUAACAAUCCGAAUGGUUGUUUUCCUCUUUGUUCUGGAGGACACCACGUCCUCUGUUUCCAGAUAUUUGAAAUGUGGACUCGUCAGACCACAGAACACCUUUCCACUUUGCAUCAGUCCAUCGUAGGUGAGCUCGGGCCCAGCCAAGUCGGCGGCGUUUCAGGAUAUUGUUGAUAAAUGGGUUUUGCUUUGCAUAGCAGAGUAUUAACUUGCACUUACAGAUGUAGCAAACAACUGUAGUUACUGACAGUGGUUUUAUGAAGUGUUCCUGAGCCCAUGUGGUGAUAUCCUUUACACACUGAGGUCGGUUUUUGAUGCAGUACCACCUGAGGGGUCAAAGGUCCGUAAUAUCAUCGCUUACGUGCAGUGAUUUUUCCAGAUUCUCUGAACUUUCUGAUGAUUUUACGGACCGUAGAUGGUAAAAUCCCUAAAUUCCUUGCAAUCGCUCGUUGAGAAAUGUUGUAAAACUGUUCGACAAUUUGCUUAAAAAUUGGUGACCCUUGCCCCAUCCUUGUUUGUGAAUUACUUAGCAUUACAUGGAAAAUGAUUGUAUACCCAAUCAUGGCCCCCACCUGUUCCCAAUUGGCCUGCACACCUGUGGGAUGUUCCAAAUAAGUGUUUGAUGAGUAUUUCUCAACUAUAUCAUUAUUUAUUGCCACCUUUCCCAACUUCUUUGUCAUGUGUUGCUGGCAUCAAAUUCUAAAGUUAAUGAUUAUUUGCACACAAAAAAAUGUUUAUCAGUUAAACAUCAAAUAUGUUGUCUUUGUAGCAUAUUCAACUGAAUAUGGGUUGAAAAUGAUUUGCAAAUCAUAGUAUUCCAUUUAUAUUUACAUCUAACUCAAUUUCCCAACUCUACUAAUCGUGUGAUUUUGAGCCAAAACCUCCUUCCAUCAGUGAGAGCUUUGAAUGGUUGACCAAAUACUUAUUUUCCACAAUGAUUUACAAAUAAAUUAUUUAAAAUUCCUACAAUGUAAA
Messenger RNA from Nerophis ophidion (straightnose pipefish), 4779 nucleotides. It is a transcript of the gene zdhhc11, whose product is annotated as zinc finger DHHC-type containing 11. Bases 279 to 1517 code for a protein of 412 amino acids. Gene Ontology annotation, biological process: protein targeting to membrane; peptidyl-L-cysteine S-palmitoylation. Gene Ontology annotation, molecular function: protein-cysteine S-palmitoyltransferase activity. The record is from RefSeq and is a predicted model, not a curated record. The transcript is spliced from 11 exons. Gene Ontology annotation, cellular component: Golgi apparatus; endoplasmic reticulum. NCBI's taxonomy places the organism in Eukaryota, Metazoa, Chordata, Actinopteri, Syngnathiformes, Syngnathidae.